AUGGGGCGAAAGGAUUUGCUACUUUUCUGGAGCUGGGAAUCUUUCAGGGUUCUCGGUGUCCUCUUCUCUCAAGCCAAAAUUGCUACCUUAGCCCACCUUGACAGUCUUGCUGACGGUACCCCGAAUUCAAUCGGGGAUAGAUUCAUGGGUGCCAAUGGGCGCAUUGGAGCCAACUUAUUCACCUAUAACGAAGAACUGUUUGACCAACCACUGUUUGACGAACAAUUUUCCUAG
Messenger RNA from Paracoccidioides lutzii Pb01, 234 nucleotides. RefSeq lists its product as hypothetical. The record is from RefSeq and is a predicted model, not a curated record. The transcript has a single exon. The coding region runs from base 1 to 234 and encodes 77 amino acids.